CUCCUCGCUUUCCUCCUCCUCCCCCUCCUCCUCGCCUUCCUACUUCUGCACCGGCCGCGCUCCGGCUCCGCCGCUGCCCCUCAGCCGCCGCGGGUGCCGCACCGCCGCCUCCCUCCCCGUCCUCCUUCCCUCCCUCCCCCCGCCCCCGCCGGUCCCCCUCCGCCCCGGCCCCGGCGCCGCCGCUUCCACAAGAUGGCGGGGACCGUGGCCGAGCGGGACGCGCUGAAAAUAGAGGACGGGCAUUUAAACAACUCGCUGGGAUCCCCGGUGCAAGCUGAUGUGUACUUCCCUCGCCUGAUCGUCCCCUUCUGUGGGCACAUCAAAGGAGGAAUGAGGCCGGGAAAGAAGAUCUUAGUUAUGGGCAUAGUGGAUCUCAACCCCGAGAGCUUUGGCAUCAGUCUGACUUGUGGGGAGUCGGAAGAUCCUCCUGCAGAUGUAGCCAUUGAACUGAAAGCUGUGUUUACAGACAGGCAGUUUGUCAGAAACUCUUGUGUAGCCGGAGAAUGGGGAGAGGAGCAAUCGUCUAUUCCUUACUUUCCUUUUAUACCGGACCAGCCUUUUAGGGUUGAGAUACUUUGCGAGCAUCCCCGUUUUAGAAUAUUUGUGGAUGGACAUCAGCUCUUUGAUUUUUACCACCGUAUUGAAACACUGUCAGCAAUUGAUACGAUAAAGAUAAAUGGAGAUCUUCAGCUUACGAAACUUGGCUGAGCUUGUGAGGACUGCAGAUUCCAAACCGGCUCAGGUGCCAUCAUCCGUUUGGAGAAGUGACAGCCGGCUCUGGACACAGCUAUGGUAGGAAGGCUGCCCCGUUCCUUUUCCGCAUGCAGUUCUUCACUCCUGUGCCGAUGAACCGGGCUGUUGUUUAUCCUAAUGAAGAACACUGUUGGUUAAUAGACAUUGAGCCGUUUUUCUUGGAUCAAAAUAGCCUACCUAUACUGGAUAAUCAAAUUGGAAUGGAUUCAGAAAGACUUGCACUCUUGUCUCAGAUCUCACAGAAAGGCAAUUUCUCAAGCGCAGCGCUAAAACCAGUUACUGAACAGCAGUGACAACAACAGAAAGUUUUUCUUUUGCAAAUAUUGUUUCUGCACUGAAGUGGAGUAGUGUAGCACAACAUAGGGCCACGUGCUGACGUCCUUACCCAGGGCCUGAGCCUGGUUCCAUGGAAAUCAAUGGCAAAACUCCCACUCACUUUAACUGGGUACAAUCAAACUGUCUAGUCCUUAGUCAAGCACAAUUCCCACUGAUUUCUAUGGGAUUUUUGCACAUGCCUGGGCGUCAGCUCUUCUGCUGGUCUAAACCAGCAUCACCUCCAUGGCUUGCAUGGAGUUUUGCUGAUGGCUGCCAGCAGCAGACUUGUCCCAAGGACUGUGCAAAAAUGGAAUGAGGGUAUGAGGACACUGCCUGUGUAUUUUAGUCAGGGUAUUUGCAUAGAAUGUAGAACGUUACGAGUUUUUGCACAACGUAUUGUUAAUACAGUUUUUAAAGCUUAUCUGUAGUUUAUUUAUUUAUACUCAUUGUAUGUAUUAUUAGUAAAAAUGAACAACCUUACUGAUGGUUAAGAAUCAAGCAAAAGUGUAAACAUUUUGAAUGUAUAAAAUGUCUUUUAGGUUCUUUGGGUAAACUUUACAUAUCAUUCUUGAAAAAUCCUGUUUCCUGUCGAGCAUUUAGUUACAUUUUAAUGGAGCCCUCUAGGCCCUGGGAAAACGUGGGCAUGGUAGUUGGUGGGGGUGGGGGGAACUUUUUGCAUAUUCACUCAAAACUGCUUUUCAGGGGUUACUAACUUUGCUGCACAGGAUAGGUUUGGGUUCAAGUCAAUCCUUUGAAAAACCAGCAAAUUUGAAGUUGGAACCGUGCUUGUGUAACCUGAGAAAAAGUUCAGUUUGGCAGCCUCUUAGUUGAGGAAGAGAAUGAGCCUCUUUCCAAGGGAGAUGGGAGAUUUUCUGCACUUGUUUGAGAACAUAUUUGGCCUUUGAUAUGACAAUUAAAACUUGUCUAGACAGCCAAGUUAUUAAUGCUUGAAAAUCAGCUACUGCACAUGAAUAAUAACUUUUCAAGUAGCUUUUUAAAUAGUAGGUAUAGCUGUAUAAACGCAGUCAUUGCGCUACACUAUAAAUGAACACAGCCACUUUUCUUGACUUCUUUAGGACUAAAUACACUUUUUUCCUUGGCUGCUCACAACAGACUGUCACUGGUCUUUCUGAGUAGUUAUAAUCAUGAUAGAAACGUAUAUUUAGACAAUUUUGAAAACAUGUAAUAUAGGGACUUUCUAAGACACAGAAUACAAAAACAUCCUUUGUAGGACUGUAUUUAAAGAAAAAAAGAGAGAGAGAAGAAUCUCACAAAGAGAAUUAUGUUAAACCUGCAAUAAAGCUGUGGUUUAAAGCAACUAGAACUGGAAUACCCAAAGUUAAGGGUAGCAUGCCAGUUGCAAAGCCUCAUUUUGCGCUAAUAUGGCCUGCAGUUAAGAAGCCUUAGACUGCAAGCUGAAAUUCCAACUGUGGCUCUAGUCCAAAGCCUGUUGAGGUCAAUCAGAGUCCUCCGAGCACAGAAGCCUGAUUCUUAUUUCAUGCAAGUGCAAAUCUCUUUGCAAAGCCAGGGGGGUGUUGUUGCUGCUGCAGCUAAGAAUCAGGCUGCUGCCUAUAAAAUACAAGUUAAAAAUCAAAUUUUAGCCUUAACAUUGACAUUCCCUGACUUUUCCUUCCUUUUUCCAAAUUGAAAACCUGUUGUUUUCCAGAUGAUCUUUUUAUCUGAUGUGUGGCUUUUAAGUUGUACAUCAGAUCCUAUUUGUACUCCAGAUUGAAUAAGAAACGUUCCUGUCUUGCUCUGUUUUUACUCUUUUACAUGAUACGUGAUGACUGCGUCAUUUUUCCAUUGUAUAAAGAAUGCUGACAGUGUUUCGGUACAAGAUAUAUUCUUAAAAAUUAUGAUUAUGAUGAUAAUAAAAAUCCAAGGGAAAGGUGCUUCUACACAAGGUGUUUGGAUUUGUCUCCAGCUUGGAAAUGCUCUAUGGUUCCAAAGCAGGUGCAGGCAGAAGAUGAAUUCUGUUUGGAGAGAUAUUUAACACCCUCCCUGCAUAGCGUUCACUCCAACUACAGAUGUAAAGCCAGGUUUGCUGAUGUAGUGCCAUCGCCUGGGGCUGUCCUGCUAGUCCAGUGGGCCUGAAGUAGGAGGCUGGGGAAGAGUAAGUAGCACCAUGACCCUUCAGGAGCACAAAACCGAACAGGAUCUGUCUCUCUGACAGCACACCAGUAGAGAUAUCCCCUCCAUGCCUUUACUGUACCCCAGAAAACGCAAUUAAUUUGGCUGACUUCAGUUUUCAGCUACUUGGGAUUCCUCAUAGGUAAGCGCAGCCCUCAGACUUUUGCUGUCCUUGCAUGGGCUUGGCACAGCACAGUGCCUUCACCAGGGAUGCCGAGAUGAACUCAACGCACCACUGUUAGAGGUGUCUCUGUCAGGAGCAAGGGUUCAGGGAUACUGCCUUGCCUCUGUUCCCACUCUCUGUGUUGGGCACUCCCAUUUGUUCCUUCUCCAGUAGAUUUCUGUCUAGGGAAAAUGCUUUUUGAACCAGAUUCUGGUUUUGCCUUUGCAUAACUCUGCCACCCGCAGCACCCACCACCUGAUUCUGCCCCAUUGUGGUUUCUGAGCCAGGCUUCCAGGCAAGAAGAGGUUGUGGUUUGGCUGAGAGCUCAGGAAAGGGCAGAAAGUCACAGUUAAAGCUUCCAUGUCUAUUUAUCUGUCUAACACCAGUAUGGAAGCCUUUUCACAUUUCUUUUGGGUAGUACCAGGCUAUGGCAAGUGAAAGAAGGAUAAUGUCUGUGUAACCAAAGGCUGUUCCCUGCAUGCUUGACUUAUAUUAGCUGAUUCUGUUCAGAAGCAACUGCUGAACACUUCCAUGUGCAAUGUAAGCCAGACGAAACUGAGGCCUGUUUCUGUUCAGUUGGACCUUGAGCCAAAUCCAAAUGUUAAUUCUUCCCUGUGAGGGUGCUGAGGCACUGGCACAGGGUGCCCAGAGAAGCUGUGGCUGCCCCAUCCCUGGCAGUGCUUAAGGCCAGGCUGGAAGUGGUUUGGAACAACCUGGUCUAGUGGAAGGUGUCCCUGCCUGUGGCAGCAGAUUGGAACUGGAUGAGAUUUAAGGUCCCUUCCAACCCAAACCAGUCUGGGAUUCAAUGAUCUUAUGUUUAAGAUGGGAGACUGUGCUGCAAAAUUUAUGUCUGAUUUUUUUUGUGUCCACAGUUCAGGAAUUAUUCAGAUAUUGUGGCUAUAAACCCUACUAGACCUGAAAUAAGACCAUUUCCAAAUUGGGCCAGAUUUGCAGUAUGUUUUUCAGCCGGGACAAGUAGUCUGUGAGCUUCUUGUAAGCUGCAGUUCUUCAGGACUAAGUGAGUGUGUGAACCAACUUCUGAAAUCUUAUGGUAGAAUUUAUUAGCUGUAUAUCUCCAUGGUUUCCUUGGAAUGAGGAAAACUCAUUCUGAAAUGAAAAAAGCCUUGAACGGCUAAAAUCCAUGUGGAGUGGAAUCACUCAACUCAGCAAAGCUUUAUUUUUUCCAAAGAGGAAAAAGCAACAACCAAAAAAACCUGACCAAAUUCUUGAGCUGUGUUUGGAAUGGACUGUGAUAAAGCUGAUUUAAUAAAAAAAAGGGGGGAGGGAGGUUAUUGCCUACUCAGAAAGAGCCUUGAAAUACUUCAGUGUCAUGUGAGGUAGCCUGUGUCUAAACAUACUUCACAGAAACACUUUUUCACAGGCAAGUUGUUAAAAAUGUUACAAAAUACCAACAAUUAGAAAUGGUUGCCCCACCUUGAAAGAACAUUUUGUGCUAAAUAUUCAUAUGUUGUCUAUGUGAACUUGCACUAACAUACAUUAUAUUCUUCCUCCCCUCCUUGACUAGCUUGAGAAGAAAUAGGCGUAAUAUUGCUAAACCGGUUGAAUGUGACAUCUGCUUGAGGCAUAGCAUCUUUCUCAAGGGCUGUUUUGAGUAAACAGCCUGAAAACCAAAGGGAGAGCCUGAUUCACCAUUCUGCUGUGCCAGCUUUCCGCCCCUGUCACUCUCCUGCUGUGAGGCUGAGACUGAAGCCCUGAGAUUUUAAUGUGAGGGAGCAGCACUGAGAUGUUUAUCUUCUGGGAUUUAGAAGUAUUCACAGUGGAGGAAACAAGAACAGAGUAGCCAUGGCACUCCCAAGCUUGGUAGUAGCAUGAUGUGCUGUAGUCCUAAGGGAGUAUGAGCUCAGAGGGAGGUAGUGGGCAUUUCAGAGCCAGCCAAGAACACAGGCUGUGGAGCUGCAUGACAGUUUCUCAGGGAUGGGCAUUUGCCACCUUCUGCAACCCACAAGAGGACACACAGCAAAAACCAGUGUUGCUUACGAGUUUGGAAGGCAUGAAUGAGUUCAUGUUCCUACUCGCCUUCUUUAAAAGAGGUUCUUUAAAAGUCAUAGGAAAAAUUAGGAGCAGCCAUGCUCCUAAGGUAUUUUUUUCCCCACAGCAUAUCUGAUGUGGGGCUCAUCUGGCUUCCCAUCUACGAGGAGUGCUCCCCACAGAAACCUACAGCUCUGCUUUCUGCACUGAGGCUGCUUACAGUGACCUUUCCCUGCAGGUAACUGCAGAACCACAGUUGGUGGCAUCUCUAAGCAACCUCCCAGCAUCCCUGGAACUGAUAUGAGUCUGAGGAACGAGAGUCAGGCUGAGGGCAACACUAAAUGCUCAGUGUGAUAAGCACAGAUGUGAGGAAGAAAAGCUACACCAGCCUAGGCACAGUGAGUGACCUGGCGAGAUUUUCUGCAAUCGUGGGAAUUGUUCUGAUUUUCUCACGUGGAUCAGAAAGCUUAGAGGAAAAAGUCACUGUGCCGUGAGUGGUGUGUGGGGUUAGAACCAAAGCCAACCCAAACGGGGAGAAAAAAUGAGCUGCAGACGCUUUAUCUGGCUUUGAUACACCCUCCCAGCUCCUCCCAGCAAUCACUGCUGUUAUGAACAUACACAAUUACUACAACAAGGAGAUUCAGCAGCAUGUGCAAGAUCAAAAUAAUAAACUCCUGCUUUGCCACAGGUCCUCCCUAGCUUCUGUUGCACGGCCUCUCCAUCUGUCUGUCAACAAAUAACUACAUCCUGCUGCUUUUAAAAUCCAUGGCAAAAAUCCCAUUGACUUUCCUGGAAAUAGGUCCUUAAGAAAAGGGUUAUUUCGAGCUUUCCAUCUCCAGUUAUUUUCAGCUGGGGCAUACUCUAAAACUGAGAUUAUUUUUAAGUAUGAACAGAGGACUAUUUCUGUCUGCAUUAUCCAUUUGAUAGAGUCAACAGAAAGCACAGCAGUUUCGCAGUUAGCUGGUGAAAUGUCUUAUAUUCAUCACCUUCUGAUUUUAAAAAGUGGGGAUGUGCACAAAAUGACUGGGCAAUAACAGUAGUAUGUAUCACUCACCACAGAUCUAUUCUGACGUGUUGUGCCAAUUUCAUAAUGAAAUUUUAAUAACAAUAAACUGUGAAAUCUUCA
This is a messenger RNA of Pezoporus occidentalis (night parrot), 6476 nucleotides long. It is a transcript of the gene LGALSL, whose product is annotated as galectin like. The record is from RefSeq and is a predicted model, not a curated record. Gene Ontology annotation, molecular function: carbohydrate binding. The coding region runs from base 193 to 708 and encodes 171 amino acids. The transcript has 5 exons. Lineage: Eukaryota; Metazoa; Chordata; Aves; Psittaciformes; Psittacidae.